GGCGGCGGUGCCGCAGCGAGGGACCGGGGUUCGCCAUGAGCCUGAUGCUGGAGACGCUGCUGGGCCCCCCCCCGGGGGGGUUCCGCAAGGACCCCACCCGCGCUCCCCCGCGCUCCGCCACCUCCAGCGGCUUCCACUCGUGGCCGGGCCCGGUGGUGGGGCGGGUUCGGGGCGGGGGGGGCAGCGCGGCCGCUUCCUCCACCGAGAGCCUGGACUCGCUGAACGGGGAACCGCGGGCGCGGAACGAGAAGGAGCUGCUGCAGGUGCUGAACGACCGGUUCGCCGGUUACAUCGAGCGGGUGCGGGCGCUGGAGCAGCAGAACCGGGCGCUGGCGGCGGAGGCGGCGGCGCUGCGGCAGCAGCAGGCGGGGCGCUCGGCCAUGGGCGAGCUGUACGCGCGGGAGCUGCGCGACAUGCGGGGCACGGUCCUGCGGCUGGGCGCCGAGAAGGGGCAGCUGCGGCUGGAGCGGGCUCGCCUGGCCGAGGACGUGGCCGCGCUCCGGGGGAGGCUGGAGGAGGAAGCCCGGCAGCGAACCGAGCUGGAGGCGGCGGCCCGCGGGCUGGCGCAGCGCUCCGCGCAGGCGGAACGGGCGCGGGGGCCGCUGGAGGAGCGAGCCCGAGCCCUGCGGGAGGAGGCGGAGUUGCUGCGGCGGCAGCACCGGGUCGAGGUGGGCGCCUUGCUGCGGGGGGCCCGCCCCGAACCCCCCGACGAGCCCCCCGCCGCCCUGCGCCCGGGGGUCACCGCCGCCCUCCGCGACCUGCGCGCCCAGCUGGAGGGCACGGCGGCCCGCAGCACCCUGCAAGCUGAGGAGUGGUUCCGCGUGAGGCUGGACAAGCUCUCGGAGGUUGCCAAGGUGAACACGGAUGCCAUCCGCUUGGCCCAGGAGGAGAUCUGCGAGUACCGCCGCCAGCUCCAGUCCAAGACCACUGAGCUCGAAGCCCUCAAAGGGACUCAGGAGUCACUGGAGAGGCAGCGACAGGACUCGGAGGAGCGUCAUCAUGCAGAUGUCCUGUCCUACCAGGAAACCAUCCAGCAGCUUGACAGCGAGCUGAGGAACACCAAGUGGGAGAUGGCAGCUCAGCUCCGGGAGUACCAGGAUCUGCUCAACGUCAAAAUGGCCCUGGACAUUGAAAUUGCUGCCUAUCGAAAGCUCUUGGAAGGGGAGGAAUAUCGGAUUGAGUCUGGCUUUGGAAUGCUCUCCUUCCCCGAGGUGGUCCCCAAGGCUCCCAGCAUCAUCACCGACAUCAAGAUGAAGAGUGAGGAGAAGAUCAAGGUGGUGGAAAAAUCUGAGAAGGAAACAGUGAUUGUGGAGGAGCAGACAGAGGAAAUCCAGGUGACUGAGGAGGUCACAGAGGAGGAAGAGGAGGCUGAGAAAGAAGCUGAAGAAGAGAAAGGAGAGAAGGCCGAAGAAGAGGGUGAAGAGGAGGUGAAGCCUCCUGCAAAAGAAGAGGCCAAGUCCCCAGAGAAACCUGAGUCCCCCUCAAAGGAGGAGGCCAAGAUCCCAGCUGUCAAGUCCCCAGAAAAACCUGCAACCCCCUCAAAAGAGGAGGCCAAGAGCCCCGCUGUCAAAUCCCCAGAAAAACCUGCAACCCCCUCAAAAGAGGAGGCCAAGAGCCCCGCUGUCAAAUCCCCAGAAAAACCUGCAACCCCCUCAAAAGAGGAGGCCAAGAGCCCCGCUGUCAAAUCCCCAGAAAAACCUGCAACCCCCUCAAAAGAGGAGGCCAAGAGUCCAGCUGUGAAGUCUCCAGAGAAACCUGCAACCCCCUCAAAAGAGGAGGCCAAGAGCCCCGCAGUCAAAUCCCCAGAAAAACCUGCAACCCCCUCAAAAGAGGAGGCCAAGAGCCCCGCUGUCAAAUCCCCAGAGAAACCUGCAACCCCCUCAAAAGAGGAGGCCAAGAGUCCAGCUGUGAAGUCUCCAGAGAAACCUGCAACCCCCUCAAAGGAGGAGGCCAAGACUCCAGCUGUCAAAUCCCCUGAAAAGCCCUUGACCCCCUCAAAAGAGGAGGCGAAGACCCCAACAGUGAAGUCCCCAGAGAAACCUGCACCCCCUGCAAAGGAUGAGUCCAAGACCCUGGUGGUGAAGUCCCCAGAGAAACCCACACCCCCCUCAAAAGAGGGGGCCAAGACCCUGGCUGUGAAGUCCCCAGAGAAACCCUCAACCCCCUUGAAAGAAGAGGCCAAGACAUUGGCUGUGAAGUCCCCAGAGAAACCUGCAACUCCCUCAAAGGAGGAAGCCAAACCCCCAUCUGUCAAAUCCCCAGAAAAACCCCCAACCCCCUCUAAAGAGGAGACCAAGACCCCAGCUGUGAAGUCCCCAGAGAAGCCCCCAACCCCCUCAAAGGAGGAGGCCAAGACCCCAGCUGUCAAGUCCCCUGAGAAAGUCCAAUCUCCUGUGAAGGAGGAGGCCAAGUCUCCACAGAAGGACGCAGCCCCUGCCAAGGAGCCCACUCCCUCCCCUCCAAAGGAGCCAAAAGCCCCUGCAAAGGAAGAGCAGCCCAAGGAGGCGAAGGCUCCCUCCAAGCCCAGUGCUGAGGAGGGCAGGAAAGAGGAAGCUCCCAAGAAGGAUGUCCCAGCCAAGGUGGAGGAGAAGCCCAAAGAGAAGGCGGCUGCUGUACCGGAGCCUCCAGCCCCACAGGUGAAGGAGGAGACCACCAAGCCGGGCCCCAAACCUGUGGAAGAAGGGAAGGCUGAGAAGGAGGCUCCAUCAAAACCUCAGCAGGAGGUCAGCAAAGCAGCUGGGAAGGAGGCUGAGAAGAAGGCAGAGGAGCUCAAGAAGGAGGUGGUGGAGGAGCCCAAAGCUAAAGCGAAACCCAAAGAUGAGCCCAAAGCCAGUAAAGAGCCCCCCAAGGCCGAGGGCCCCUCCAGCAAGGAGGGCAAAGCCCCAGAGCCGGUGCCUGCUGCAGGGAAGAAGUGAGCAGAGCCCUGAGCACCGAAGAGCACCUGUGGGUGCGGGAGCUGCUCCGCUCCGCGGGCCGGGCCCAGGGUGGGGACACCCUGCCAGGCCGGGCUUUUCCUUAGCAAUAUGUCCGUGUGAGAGAUGCAGCCCCGGUGGUUGGGCCGAUAGCUUCCCUAGCAGAAUGUGAUAUACGCCGAGCGCCACAUUUAAACACUUGAAUUAUAACCGAGGAGAAGAGACCCCGGGGGAACCGCCUGCCCUUCUCCAAUAAGUGCAUUUAUUUAAUGUAUGUGCAAUCAAUGGAUGAGUGCAAUGCAGAGCUCUAGCUGCUUGGGGGGGGGUGGGGUGGGUGGGAGGGUGGUGGCAGGGUCCUGGAGGUGACAAUUGUCCCUCCAAAGGGUGACCCAGGCUGCAGCCAGCUUGGGUGGGAGAGGCUGGGCACUGCGGGAAGGCUCACAAGACACACAGUGCACUAGGAACCUCAGCCCACUGUUCCUUGCUUUCUGUGCAAUAACCAAAUAAAGUGCUUAUAGAGA
Messenger RNA from Tyto alba (common barn owl), 3433 nucleotides. It is a transcript of the gene NEFH, whose product is annotated as neurofilament heavy chain. Gene Ontology annotation, biological process: axon development. Gene Ontology annotation, molecular function: structural constituent of postsynaptic intermediate filament cytoskeleton. Gene Ontology annotation, cellular component: axon; neurofilament. The coding region runs from base 36 to 2915 and encodes 959 amino acids. NCBI's taxonomy places the organism in Eukaryota, Metazoa, Chordata, Aves, Strigiformes, Tytonidae. The record is from RefSeq and is a predicted model, not a curated record. The transcript has 4 exons.